AUGCCUGCAACCAAUCAAUUCGAGGACAACCUGCACCUCAGCAUCUUGGGCCUCGGGGUCGAGUAUCCUCCCCAUAGACAUGGCCCCGAGUCCUUAGAGACCUUAGCAAAUCGAUAUUACAAAAGCUCGACUGCCCUGACGAAAGUACUCUCCAUCAAUCGCUUUACCGGUAUUGAAUCUCGAGCCUCUAUCGGACAGCUUGAUCAUCCACUCGUCAAUCAGUCGACCGCCCCUGACAUCAAACAACUUGAUGACUUCUUUCGCGACGAGGGUGUACGACUAUCCGUCGAAGCUAGCAAGAAAGCGAUAAAAGAUGCAGGCAUCUCGGUAGAAGAGAUCACUCAUGUCGUCGCUACCACAUGUACCAAUUCAGCAAACCCCGGGUUCGAUCACUAUGUGCGGAAACGAUUAGGAAUCCGAAAUACUGAAAACGUUCUUCUACACGGCAUUGGAUGCUCAGGUGGUCUAGCAGCCAUCAGAACGGCAGCAAAUCUCGCUCUCGGAUCCUCGUAUCGCGGUAGACCGGCAAGAAUAUUGGUAGUAGCAUGUGAGAUCUCAACGCCCCUCUUUCGAUCGGAGCUGGACUCCGUGGAUCGUGACCAGGAAGUACGCAUUGGAGUGUGUCUAUUCAGCGAUGGAGCAUCAGCAUGUAUUCUCAGUAACGGCAUCGGGGAGAGCGUAAAAGGCGAGCCCGUGUACGAUAUCCUGGGUUGGAAGCAUGAGAUAAUAGACGGUACGGAGGAGGACUUGGGCUUUGAUGUGGAUCCACUUGGUUGGAAGGUUGUUCUCACCCCUCGCGUCCCCCAUCUUACAUGUGCGACCGUCGCCCCCGCCUUCGCAGAUCUCGUAGCUAGCAUACCAAGUCUAUCUACCACCCCGAAUAGCUCUUUAAUCGCCGAAGACUUCGAUUGGGCGCUCCAUCCCGGCGGCUCGACUAUCAUCACCGGCAUACAAAGAACUAUGAAUCUGACGGAAGAUCACUUGAGGGCGUCAUAUGAGAUCUACAUGAAUUAUGGCAACAGCUCGAGCGCCACAAUAAUGUCCGUAUUGAAUCGGCUGAGAAGUUAUGGUGCUGGAAGGGAAAAUGUGGUCGCUUGUGCUUUCGGGCCGGGGAUCAGUCAGGAGUUGAUGAUUCUAAAGAGACGAAAGUGGGGAGUGAAAGAUGGCCAGGGAUUGAAUGGGCACGUGGAGGUAAAUGGACAUAAUCAGAUAAAUGGAGCUCGAGAAGUGAACGGGCAUGUCGCUACUCACGAAGAGGCAAAGUCAGACGGACAGGCGGGCGAUAUUGUGCAUGCGGAACCGAAGGGUAGUGGGGAGACGGACAGACAUCUUGAGUCGGAUGCUAAUGGGGUGGAUGGUGAGCUUAGUGGUCUGCCGGUAGAGGACAUCGACUGA
Messenger RNA from Bacidia gigantensis, 1395 nucleotides. RefSeq lists its product as uncharacterized. Lineage: Eukaryota; Fungi; Ascomycota; Lecanoromycetes; Lecanorales; Ramalinaceae. Gene Ontology annotation, biological process: polyketide biosynthetic process. The record is from RefSeq and is a predicted model, not a curated record. Bases 1 to 1395 code for a protein of 464 amino acids. The transcript has 3 exons. Gene Ontology annotation, molecular function: acyltransferase activity, transferring groups other than amino-acyl groups.